AUUGAGAGAUAUUAUUGCACCAUAUAACACCAGCCACAAUUGUAUGCUUUUAAGAUUGUCUUAAAAUAAUAAAAUAACUCAAAAAAAGCAAAAUUACUGAAAAUAAAUUUUCCACUCACUCCUGCAUUAAUCACUUUUCUUUUUUUGUUUGUUUCUUACCUUAUUUCAUAACUUUACUUUCAAGCGUAAAUAGGGAUAAUAUUUUCUGUACAAUCCAUUGAUCCUAUUGAGAGCUUGUACAGCUUUUACAAUUAAAGAGAGUGAGAGACUAUCAUGGUCACAGAUUUUGUAAGCUCACUGUGAUCAAUGUUUUUCCACAGUGGGAGGAAGCCAUGUAUUUGGAAAAGCUGUGGCAUCUAAACAUUUAACUCUAAUAUUUAGUUAGGAGUUGUUCCAUGAAUCAGCAGUGCUAACCACCAUGUGACUCUUAAACUUCACUCUUAAAAUACUCAAGACAUGAUGGUCUGUGGAAAUAUAGCUGUAUCAGCAUUAGAUUGAGUGCAGAAUUUGCACCGGGUUACAACAUCCACAUGGAUUCUCAAUAAAUGGCUUUAAAGACCCAUCAACUGUGUUUUGCACUGGGCCAGAAAAAACAUUCAACUAAAACUUGAUGAUGUCCCACUGUACCUGUAAAACAUUUCACCUCUUCACAUCCCUCCAACGUUUGAAUAACAAAGUUUUAUAAGCCACAGCUUUUCUAAUAAAAGGCCAAGUGCCAUUUGUCUUACUCCAUUUAUAAUUUGGAUCAAUAUUCUGAAAUCUUUUCCAGGGCCUAUAUUUUAAUUUUGACAUCUGCAACAUAUUGCUUGUUAAAUUAAUAAGAAUCCAGUAAGGGGGUAUUAUUAAAAUAAUGUGAGCUACAUAUUGCCUAAUAAGUCAAGUUGAUCGAUAAAAUUUUAAGAAAGGUUCACCUUUUGGAGCUACUGUUUAAACAUGUCAGUAAAUUAGUAUGCAUACACUCUUCUAAAUGAAGACGUGACCACAGGGUGCAGAGUUACAUGCUUCUUAAAACCAUGUUACAGCCUGUUUUGUAGGCCAAAAUGCUCGAUUUUGGUCUCAUUGGAUCAAUGUCAUUUAUUUGCCUCAGUAGUUUGUGGUGAAUGGUGAAUCUUCAACGAUCUUUUGGCUUUAAUCAGCUACUCUUUCUACAUGUCACUGAAUUAGUAUGCAUAAUGUAAGGCGGACUCCUCGAAAUCAAGAUCUCAGUUGGGAUCAGGGUGCACAGUUACAUUGUCCUUGGGUUUCAUGAAAGUGGAAACCCUGUGUGGUCAGCUGUUAUUGUUGUAGAGCCUUCUGCCGUGGCGGGUCCAAUAAUCACUUGCAGAUAAUAAACAGAUGAGCAACGAGGCUUUUGCAGCAGCUGUCAUGCAGUGUUGGUUGUGUAAGCUGCGUACCCAUCAGUGGUGUUUCCUCCUGUUCAACAUCUUGCUGUUCCAUGCAUUGCUGUUCGGGGCAGAUUUUGUUGAGGAGUACCUCCUGCAGCCGUCCCCCGUGGUUUACACUGACGGCAUGGUUGCAGAUGUGAGGGAGAGAGCAAGAAAACUGGACUUGAGCACCACAAGACAGAAUGUAUCCAGGGAUUAUAUAAUUUCUAAUCCCGAUGCCUGCAGAAAACCCGAUCUCUUCCUCUUCGCUCUGGUCUUCAGCUCUCCAGCCAACAUCACCCAAAGAAAUGCAGUGAGGAGAACGUGGGCAAACCAAACACAAAUUCAAGAAUUUCCCAUUAAGGUACUCUUCUUCACAGCAUCGACUGAAUCUUCUACCACCCAACAGGAUCUCAUCAAAGAGUCUGAACUUCAUGGUGAUUUGAUCCAAAGCCGUGUCGUAGAUGUGUCGUCCCUCUAUGGAGCAAAGAAGAACACACUGCUGGCUCUUCGUUGGGUAAUCACUUUCUGUCCUCGCGCACAUUUGGUUCUGUUGACUGAGGACUCUGUGUUCAUAAAUCUACCUGCCAUUGGAAGCUACCUGCGGGGGCUUCACAGGAAUUCAGAAGACCUGUAUCUAGGCAGAGUGAUCCAGAAAGAGUCCCCUGACAGGAACCCCAAGAGCCCACGCUACCUUUCCCGCAUUCUCUAUCCUGACAAGUAUCUACCAGAGUACUGUGAAGGAACUGCUUACAUUUUGUCGCAGGAUGUGGCCCGUAAAGUCUACGUUGCAUCGUCGUCGGUCCUUACCCCCAUCCCGGUUGACGUUUUUGUAGGUUUCUGUGCUCAGAAAGCGGGCGUCACACCAACUCACAGUGCCAGGUUCUCAGGAGAGAGACACAUCCACUACAAUGCCUGCUGCUACCGACAUCUGUUCAGCUCGGCAGGAAUGGGGAGCCAGGAGCUAGAACGAGUGUGGCAAGACCUUCAACAGAAAGGUGGAAAAUGUUCCCUGCUUAAGACGUACUCUGGCCUUGUGGCCUGCAAGGUCCGCACAUAUUUGGAUAAAAUGUUAUUUCAAAACUCAAAAGAGCAGACUUGACUGUAUAAAUUAAAAUGGCAUAACACUAUGUUUAGAGUAUUUCUGUUAGUUUGCUUUUGUGCACUCUAAGGUGUUACAACAAAAAUCUAAAUAAGCUGAAGUGUAAGACUUGACAUCUGAAAAUAUUUGCCUCUGCGUAUUCAAUGGAUGGAUAAGGUGGAAACAGAUUAUUUUAAAAUCUUUUUUUCUUGAUUGCUUUGUGUUUUGUGAGAACCUAGUUUGGCCCAGUGAAUUUCAUACUUUUUCUGUUUUUCACCUACUACUAAUUGUUAGGUUGAUUUAGCUGAAACCUCCACUAAACAAAUGUUAAAUUUUAA
Poecilia latipinna (sailfin molly) is the source of this 2783-nucleotide messenger RNA. RefSeq names its product beta-1,3-galactosyltransferase 9 (gene b3galt9). Bases 1336 to 2466 code for a protein of 376 amino acids. Lineage: Eukaryota; Metazoa; Chordata; Actinopteri; Cyprinodontiformes; Poeciliidae. The record is from RefSeq and is a predicted model, not a curated record. Gene Ontology annotation, molecular function: hexosyltransferase activity. Gene Ontology annotation, biological process: protein O-linked glycosylation. The transcript has 2 exons. Gene Ontology annotation, cellular component: Golgi membrane.